AUGCAUGACUAUGUCUGUCUCAACAGGUUUGUUCCUAGACAUGACGAUGAGUUGGAGAUGGAGGUGGACGAUCCGUUGCUGGUGGAGGUCCAGUCAGAGGAUUACUGGUACGAAGGCUACAACAUGAGAACUGGUGCUCGUGGGAUCUUCCCAGCUUACUACGCUAUAGAGGUGACAAAGGACCCCGAGAGCUACAAAGUGAAGAGCAGUGAAUGGAUGGACAGAUAUAGGCUGAAGUUCCUGGGCUCAGUUCAAGUGCCCUUCCACAAAGGAAACGAUGUUCUGUGUGCAGCUAUGCAGAAGAUUGCCUCCAACAGAAGGAUGACAGUAAAGUACAACCCGCCUUCCUCCUGCUACCUGGAGAUCAGUGUGAAAGGCAUCAAGCUUGCAGUUCAGGAAGAUUAUUAUGCCUGUGACAGAAGUAAUGAGUGCAAUCACUUCUUCCAGUUAAAGAAUGUUUCCUUCUGCGGCUAUCACCCCAAAAACAGCAAGUAUUUUGGUUUCAUAACUAAGCACCCAGCAGACCAGAGAUUUGCCUGCCAUGUGUUUGUGUCUGAAAACUCCACCAAACCUCUUGCAGAGUCAGUAGGAAAAGCCUUCCAGUUGUACUAUAAAGAGUUUGUGGAGGUAUCAUGCCCUACAGAGGACAUCUACCUGGAAUAACCCUGCCCUGCCUUCAACCACAGCCCUGUACAGUACACUGUAUCUUAACAUAAUGUUGCAUGAAGGACAGACAUAUAUAUAAUUUAAAAAAAAACAAACAAAAAAAACAAACAAGCAGGAGAAGAAGGGUCAAGUAUUGGAACUGUGGUGAAACCUGAGGAGAAGAGAUGAAAAUGAGCCAACGCAGGAGAACAGAAAAUAUGCAAAAUGGAGUCGGUGAUGAGGUGGUGAUCACAGGCUGACCAUAGAAAGCACAAACAUUGUAUCACGGCAGCCUUGGCAGCACUAGUUAGCUUGCAGCGUCGUCUCAGCAGGUGCAACACUGAAAGCCCUGAAGCCAAACUGAACUGCACCAGCUUG
This is a messenger RNA of Micropterus salmoides (largemouth bass), 1023 nucleotides long. Its product is annotated as C-Jun-amino-terminal kinase-interacting protein 1-like. Gene Ontology annotation, cellular component: cytoplasm. The coding region runs from base 1 to 663 and encodes 220 amino acids. Gene Ontology annotation, molecular function: protein binding. The transcript has 6 exons. The record is from RefSeq and is a predicted model, not a curated record. NCBI's taxonomy places the organism in Eukaryota, Metazoa, Chordata, Actinopteri, Centrarchiformes, Centrarchidae. Gene Ontology annotation, biological process: regulation of JNK cascade.